Molecule: messenger RNA, 1901 nt
Organism: Equus caballus (horse)
Lineage: Eukaryota; Metazoa; Chordata; Mammalia; Perissodactyla; Equidae
Gene: TEX56
Product: testis expressed protein 56
Molecular function (GO): nucleic acid binding
Source: RefSeq, a predicted model, not a curated record
AUGCUAAGGAAUGAGAGACCAGAAAAUAGAUUCCACGCUAUCUUCUUGGAGAUGGAGGAAAGCUUAUAGAAAGAACAAUUGCAAUGGUCUCCACUCUUCAGAUCCUCUAUUUGUUCUUCUCUGUAACUCAGUGAGUCAUCAUGGGGACAGCCAGGAAUGAUAAGACUGUACUAAAACUUCCAGUCCUUGAGAAAUGUAAGACUCCGAAAGACUAUGACCAUCCUGACGUUCUGCGUCACACCUUUGAGACUCUAUCUAACCUUCACAAGCUGCUUCCAAAUCAUCUGAUGGAGCUGUUGUAUUCCUACAAGAGUGAGGAGGACCGAGAAAAAUGUGAGAAGAAUUCUGAACUCUCUGGCUUAGAAAGGAUCUUAGCAAGACAUAAGUUUCCAAAAGAGAUUAAUCUGACCCCAAAGCCAAGCAAUAUGCCCCUGUGGAAAAGAAAAGCUGUCAACAAUGUAAGUCAUGGGUGGAAGAAAUGCUACUUGUGGAAUAAAAACACGAAGGACCCUCCAUUGUCAACCAUAGUUGUCCGGUGGCUGAAUAAGAACAUGCAACCUAGUGAAGAUCUGGAGUCGAUAACCGAGAGGCUGUCAGUGUUUGGACCAAUUCAGUCAGUUACCCUUUGUGGCCGGCAAAGUGCUGUAGUGGUGUUUGAAGACACGAUUUCAGCUUGUAAUGCUGUGAAUGCUUUGCAAAGCAGGAUCCCAGGCACAAUGUUUCAGUGCUCCUGGCAACAACGAUUCAUGUCAAAAGAUAAAGCUUAUUCAAGAAACCAUACUAAGAAAUCACAGCCUAAGGAACAUAAGCAGGAAACUGGAAAAAAAUGCCGACCUUACAUAUGGGGCCACAAGCAAGUACAUACAAAGCCGACAAUAAGCAGCAUUUAACUUAUUUAUAAGCAUUAUUUCCAAGACGGAUUAAUUAGAAAAAAACCCAGAAUUUGACCAAUUGAAAUAACAUAAAUUAGAAAGGAAUGGACCCUGCAGAUAUAUUUGCGUGUCAGCUGAAAGGCGUACAUCCAAGGAUACUCACUGCAGCAUCCUUUUAACAGCAAAAGAGAGUGAGUACAACCUACGUGCUCAUCAACAGCGGGAUGACGAACUCAAUCGUGGAAUCAAAAAAAUGUAAUACUUUGUAGUCCUGAAGAGAACAACUUAGAUGGAAACAAUUUUUCAGGACAUGUUGUUAAGGAAGGAAGGAAAGUUGCAGUGCCUUUUGGGCAUGUAGGACCCACCUGAAGCUCACAAAUUCUAAAUAAUGAAUACAAGUUUUGUAUGAAGAAGUAUCCACAAUUACUGAUCUUCCUGCACAAAUCAAACGAGAUAUCAGAAAAAUAGGAAUGAUGUGGAAACACUAUAGCUUUUGAGUGAAAGAGAGAAAGAAAAGAAAAGCAGGACAAACCUCCAGGGUAGCUAAUGUUACCUGAAGGUUGACUGCAUUCUUUUUGCUGGGCCGGUUCAACAUGAUCUUUGUGAUGCCGUCUUCAGAGGUCACCACCAGGGUUUCAUAUCUCAGUUGUUCCCUGUCUGCUCCAGGCUUCCCUUGGCUAGAGGACUCAGAUGAAGAACACAAACUGGACACUAAAUCCACAUAAUUCUGCCUGGCAGUUUCCUGAAGAGAAGAUGACAAAUCGCUUCAGCCAAUGGUCAACGGACAAGUAUCUUAAGAAACCUCCUAUGCUAAUAAAUAGCACCUUGCAAUGAAGAGAGAACAGAGGUUCUGAUUCAGCAGAGGCACCUCAAGAUCCUGAAGGCUCCAGUUAUCAUCACUUGAUAACGAGAAGCACCCAACGUCCUUUACGAGUACAGCCAGUAAAACAAACUCAAAGUAACAAGUAAAUUUACCUUGGGCAGGUUGCCAAGAGUAUUCCAUGCUUCCCAUUUGGCCUUCCUGAUCAA